Molecule: messenger RNA, 1009 nt
Organism: Clunio marinus
Lineage: Eukaryota; Metazoa; Arthropoda; Insecta; Diptera; Chironomidae
Source: the annotation of a GenBank genome assembly
GAAUUCACAAAAGCUUCAAAGGAAGCUCGUGAGAUCUAUCUGGGAUGUUCUGUCGCAGAGACAUCUAAUUUGCCUGAUGGUAUAAGCUUUCUCAGAAACAAUGUCAGCAAAAAUCUGCCACUUCUCAUAAAAGGUGCUCUCAAUGGAUUAUCAGCUGUUAAGAAAUGGAAUUCAGAUUAUUUUAGAGAACAUCUCGGUGAGAAGGAAGUGACAGUAUCUCUAACACCAAAUGGUUACGCAGAUGGGAUUGCAGUUAAUGAAGAAGACAAAAAGGAAUACUUUGUAAUGCCUGAAGAAAGAACGAUGAAAAUGAAAGACUUUUUGAAUGCUCUUGAUAAGAAAAAUGGACCAAUUUGCUACAUUCAAAAACAAAACUCUAAUUUAACUCUUGAUUUUCCUGAACUAGUCAAAGACGUCAACAGCACAAUUUUAAAUUUCGCUAAAGAAGCUUUCAAUAAAGAACCUGAUGCUGUUAACUUUUGGAUGGGAGAUGAGCGUGCUGUAACAUCGAUGCAUAAAGAUCCAUAUGAAAACAUUUAUUGUGUCAUCUCAGGGUUCAAAGAUUUCAUUUUAAUUCCACCUGUGGAUGUUCAUCUUGUUCCAAGGCAAAUAUAUCAGUCGGCAAUCUACGAAUCAAAUGAGUCUAAUAGCUUUCAAAUUAAAUCACUAUUUGAUGAUUCGAACAAACCAAUCAACAUUGAAUGGGUGUCAAUAGAUCCCCUAAAUCCUGACUUUAAAAAGUAUCCUGAAUAUAAAAAUGCAAACAUUUUCAAGGUGCGAGUGAACAAAGGUGACAUUCUUUAUCUUCCAAGUCUUUGGUAUCAUCACGUUCAACAGUCUCACGAAUGCAUAGCAGUCAAUUAUUGGUAUGAUAUGGAAUACGAUUCAAGAUACUGUCUUUAUAAAAUGAUGGAACGCUUGUGUGGUUUUAAAUGUGAUGAAUAAUUCAAUAAAUUUAUCUGAAACUUUAAAUUGUUUGACAAUAAAAUAAAAACAUUUCUAAAAAUUU